CUCUCUCUUCAAACGGGAGAGUCUACUGUAUCGAGGCUGCGGUUGAAGGGCCAGGUGAGGCUGUCGGAGGGAUUUCCCUGAGGAAGACGUGCCGCAAACAUGCCCAGCAAGAAGAAAAAAUACAACGCUCGCUUUCCACCCGGGCGCAUCAAAAAAAUCAUGCAGACGGACGAGGAGGUGGGGAAGGUCGCACAGGCUGUGCCCAUCAUAAUCUCUAGAACAUUGGAGUUGUUUGUGCACUCACUCCUUACCAAAACAAUGCAAAUCACAAGUGCCAAGCAGGCAAAGACGUUAAGUCCUUCUCACAUGAAACAAUGUAUUCUUUCAGAAAGUAGAUUUGACUUUUUGAAGGAUCUUGUCAAAAAUUUGCCAGAUGCUUCUGGUCCAGAUGAUGACAACCAUACUCCUCCUGCAACCCCAGCAAUGCAAGUUGUUCCAGCCAGUACAGCGAUAACUUCUUUUGCCCCCAAGGCUCCAGCUGUUGCUGUAGUAAAUGUAUCCAAAGAUGGCUCAACCUGUGUACAAUCUUUUGAACAAACACAAAUUCCAAGUCGGAGGCACUCUGUUGACAAAGGAGAUAGGGGAGCUAAAACAGUAUUCGCUUGCAAUGCUCCAAAGUUUAAAAUAUCCGUGCCUACAUCAUUUAAUGCUAGCCAACCAAAUUUCUACACAGAAGUGAAUAGUAGUGCAAGUGAUAGCGUUCCAAGAAGUUCUGCAGUCAAUCAACCAGUAUCGAAUUUUGCUUGUACUGCCAACAUUGAUGAAGAUUACGAUACGUAGCAAACCAGUCAAUAAUUUAUUAUACUAUAUGAACACAUUGUAAAAAGUAUACGUUAAAUGACUUGAGUUGACUAGGUUGAACAUAGUUAGACCACUGUUGGUCUCUGGAUAAUCUCAGGAGUUUAGAAAAAGGUAUAACUUGAUCUUCACUGUGAAGCACGAUGAAUGAUAGAUUUUUAACACAUGCUAGCAUAACUAUAAAAUUCAAGAACAAUUAUUUCUUAGCUCGUAUUAUGAAAAAUACUUGAAAUACCUGAAAGAAUGUUAUUAUAAAUAUUUCUUUUACUUUGAUUAAAUAAGUAUUCAAAACAUGAAUUAAGUCUGUAAUAUGCAAUAAGACUGCUAUAUCAUAUUUUUUUAACCACUAAAUUAUUAAACGAUCAUACACGUUUAUUUGAAUAUAUAUAUAUAUAUAUAUAUAUAUAUAUAUAUAUAUAUAACAUUGCAUAUUUACUCUAUGUUCUUUAACUUUAAGGUGUGAUAAUCGAUUGUGUGAAAUGUGAAUUCAUGAUUAUUUUUGUUACACACUAUUAAUUUUCAAGAUUUUGGAUAUUUAUUUUUGUAUCAAAAAUUGCGUUUCGCAUUGAAUGUUCAUCGACAUACCUUGUGCAAGAUGCACUACUCUGGUUAUAGUCACAAAUUUAAUGUGCGAUUCGCUUUAUAGUAAGAUGUAAGCAAUGAACUAUCUUUCAAAAAUGUGGAAUUACAUAAUUACGUACAAGUUCAAAUGUAGUGUUUUCAUAACCGUUAUAAUUGAUAAUGCGAAUAUUAUUAUCAAUCAUUUUUGAAUAAUCUGUGACAUAUUUGAAAAUAAAAUGAAAUAUUUUUUUUUUAA
This is a messenger RNA of Nasonia vitripennis (jewel wasp), 1615 nucleotides long. RefSeq names its product transcription regulator complex subunit bur6 (gene NC2alpha). The transcript is spliced from 5 exons. The record is from RefSeq and is a predicted model, not a curated record. Gene Ontology annotation, cellular component: negative cofactor 2 complex; nucleus. NCBI's taxonomy places the organism in Eukaryota, Metazoa, Arthropoda, Insecta, Hymenoptera, Pteromalidae. Gene Ontology annotation, molecular function: core promoter sequence-specific DNA binding; RNA polymerase II general transcription initiation factor activity; transcription coactivator activity. Gene Ontology annotation, biological process: positive regulation of transcription by RNA polymerase II; negative regulation of transcription by RNA polymerase II; transcription by RNA polymerase II. The coding region runs from base 100 to 780 and encodes 226 amino acids.